This is a messenger RNA of Adineta ricciae, 393 nucleotides long. The record is from the annotation of a GenBank genome assembly. Lineage: Eukaryota; Metazoa; Rotifera; Eurotatoria; Adinetida; Adinetidae.
AUGACUCAAUAUGAAAUCACACAACGAAACAGUUCCUAUCAUCCUAUCCCUGCUCCUACACAUCCGUAUUUGAAUAGAAGUUCUUCGAGUGAAUGGUUAUAUCUUCAUAAAAAGCGGCGAUUACGAGAUAAACAGAUCAUGGGUCGAUUGUUCGGAAACCUUGCGAUUUUUCUCUUUGUCCUUAUGUUCGUUAACUCCAAUGAAGGUAGAUCACUGAUGUUCGAUGCCCUACAACCAACAAAUACCAAAGCUCCUGUUCAACACUCGGAUUUCGAUGUCGUGGAUUCAUGGUCUCCUGAAGAACAAAUACUGGACAAUGACCGACAAAAGCGAAAUUGCUUUCUUUAUGCUAUGAAAUCAAAAAAUCGAGCGUCGAAAUGGAUGUGUUGGUGA